AUGUCCGUCGCCCCCUGCGGGGCGGGUGGGCGGCAAUUAGGACUAGGCGGCGUGUGGCGGUUUCCGCGCGUCUCCGGGGUCAGGGCGUCAGCUCGGACUAGGUGCUCUGGUCGCGCAGGAGCCAGGGCCCAGCUGCUGGGGCCGGCAGGACCCCUGGCGGACACCUGCCCCGGGGUGGGUAGGAGCCCAGGUUGCUCGGCUCCCGGCUCCCGGCUGCGCAGCGGCACUCCACUCUCCCCACCCCAGGAGGCGCUGUUUGUCAAACUUGGCUGGAGGCGCCUGCACGUUCUCACUUGGAAGCUGAGCUUUCUCCGGAAUACUUCCCACCCUCCGAGGAGGAGGCGGCGGCGGCAGCUCGAGGGCCACCCGUGCAAAUCGCGUUGGGCGCGGGGCCCUGAGCGGUCGCCGCAGCCGUCGCGGCCCGCGGGGUCCCCGGCAAAGGUCGGACUCCGCCCAGUCCGGCCCCUGGACGCGGGUCUGGCCCCUGGGAGUGCUCUGUGCACCGAGGUUAGACCUCCGGCCGCCGUGGGCCUGCAAAACUUCCAAAGUAGCAGCCUGUUUCUCCUCCUCUCCCUUCUCCUGGGUACCCAGCGCCCCGCGUUCCCCAGAAAGGGCGAGGGGUGGGGGCAAGGCUCCCUCCGGAAGCGGCCGGGCGCCGGAACGCGCUCCCAGAGUUACUCAGGACACUCGGGGUUUGACCUGCAGCCCUCUUCCCCGUCCCUGGCCUGGCUGCGGUGUCCCUUGCUCCCCUCUGCUGCUGCUCCUGCCCCAUCAAGUCGAAAAUCUGAGGGUGGGAUGGGAAAGUGUUCCCUACUACACAAGGGUCUGCCGAGAGUGGAAAGCGCUGGGCUUAUUAGGAAUACAGCCUCCCGCAGCGGCGUGGGGCUGGCGCGGGCGCACUUCGAGAAGCAGCCGCCUUCCAACCUCCGGAAAUCCAAUUUCUUCCACUUCGUGCUGGCGCUCUACGACAGGCAGGGGCAGCCGGUGGAGAUUGAAAGGACCGCUUUUGUGGACUUUGUGGAGAAAGAGAAAGAGCCAAACAACGAGAAAACCAACAACGGCAUCCACUAUAAACUCCAGUUACUGUACAGCAACGGAGUCAGAACAGAGCAAGAUCUGUAUGUUCGCCUCAUAGAUUCAAUGACCAAACAGUGUGAUGGUCUAGUAACACGAGACGUUUAUUUGGAUUUAAAAGUUAAAUGUGUUGGGGUGAAAAGUCACCUUGUUCUCCUCUAGUCCAUCUUCACCUCGCAGCCCCCCAGCUCCAUAAUUCAAACUCCAAGCUCCAGGGGUCACUCCAACUCGUCCACUGCUCUGCCCCCUCUCCCACCCUCUGUCAUACCUUGUAAAUAACAUAAUUACAAGCAGUUCCUUAUUAAAUUAUUUAACCUGUCUUGGUC
Mandrillus leucophaeus (drill) is the source of this 1400-nucleotide messenger RNA. RefSeq names its product early B-cell factor 3 (gene EBF3). Gene Ontology annotation, biological process: regulation of transcription by RNA polymerase II. NCBI's taxonomy places the organism in Eukaryota, Metazoa, Chordata, Mammalia, Primates, Cercopithecidae. Bases 1 to 1236 code for a protein of 411 amino acids. Gene Ontology annotation, molecular function: DNA-binding transcription factor activity, RNA polymerase II-specific; RNA polymerase II cis-regulatory region sequence-specific DNA binding. The transcript has 8 exons. The record is from RefSeq and is a predicted model, not a curated record.